Molecule: messenger RNA, 906 nt
Organism: Polistes dominula (European paper wasp)
Lineage: Eukaryota; Metazoa; Arthropoda; Insecta; Hymenoptera; Vespidae
Cellular component (GO): proteasome activator complex
Source: RefSeq, a predicted model, not a curated record
AUGUCUUCCAAGGCAGAACUUUUAUUCUUAGAACGCCUUCAACAUAAGGCUCUCGAGUGUCUCGAUACGUUUCCUAGUAAAGUCGUUGAAUUAAAUGAAAUCAUUGAAGAAUUUAUGCCUGAAUCGGCAAGGAAUAAUAGUAAUAAUGCUAACAUAACUCAUCCUAAAGCAAGAUCGGCAUCAACAUUGUCAAGUACCCAAAAUUUUACUACUUAUUAUUCCUUAUUCAUGUGCGAUAGAAAUCGCACGAAACAUGGAAUUUAUAAAAGACGAUAUCGCAGAAUUUACGGUGGUAAUAAUACGAACGUACGUCGAUAUCGUGGAGCCUUUGGUCAAUUAUUGGUAUUUGUCAUUAGUCGAUUAGCUUCCUGUGCCAAACAAAUCUUAUUCACACCGUCUUGUUUCAUAAUUGACAAUGUCAUACCUAUGUUCUUUACAAAAUCAGGGUUUAAAAGCGUACAAUGUGGACCAUCUUCCAAUUGGAACUCAUCCGUAUUAGGGUAUACGACUAACAACGAAAACUAUAACACGAUCGUUGGUAAUUUGAUCAGCAUCAUGCGACCAUCUGCUGUACAAUUAAUCACAGAUAUCACGAUAAUUAAACGUUGGCUGCAGGCCCUUGGCCUAAUCAAAACUUCACUGGAGUCGAUUGAAUUGACUAAUGCAACUCGUACCACCGAAACAAUCGAUUGUUGGUCUUACGAAUUAUACUUUCAUCUGAAAAAUCUUCAAGUUAAAAUGCUACAAGAAAAAGCCAAUGAAAAAGAAUCAAAAGAUUGCAAUGAUAUGACACAUUUAAAUUUGUGGCAUCGUAUGGUCCAACUUCGUAAUAAUUAUAUUAUCCUUUACGAGACAUUGAAUAACAAUGAAAAAAUCUUGAAUCUCUCAUCGAUGGAAGUUACUUGA